ACCAGCCCCGCCCCGCGACUUCCGGCCUCCUAGACCCGCCAGCGGGGGGGGCGGGGGUGCAGAGUGCGGAUCAUGGAAGAACCUCCCGCAGAAUCCUUGGGUCCCGAGAGCACAGCCAAGUCCCCAGAUGACAGCCGCACAGAUGGCCAGCAAGACACCUGGCGGGACCAGGAUGAAGAAGAGGUAGAUGAGCAGACUGACCCCAGAACGGCUGAGCAGACUGCGCAGGGAAUGUCUGGACAGACUGACCGCAGGGUGUCCGAACCCCCUGGGCGCCAGGCAUCUGAUCAGGGUGACCGAAGAGCGCACGGACAGAUGCAUGGCACCACGUCCAGCCAGACCGGCCCUGGGGGUGCUCAAGAGACUAACAGCCAGAUGUUUCUUCCGCUGGAACAAAGAACUGAUGGACAGAUGGAACACAGACGGUCCAGCCAGGCCGAGGGACGAGCUUCCGGGCAGACCGACAGCAGGAGGUCCAGCCAGACUGAACGAAGAGCCUACAAGCAGAUUAACCACGGACCAUCUACCCAGACCAGCCAGAGAACUUCUGAGCAGGUCGUCGGCAGAAGCCCUGUUGCACCUGAGCAAGGAGCCCCCGAACAGGUUGGCCACAGAACGUCCAGCCAGGAUGACCGAAGAACUUCUGAACAGAUUGGCAGCAGAUUGUCUGGACUGGUUGAGCGAAGAACUUCUGAAAAGACUGGUCAUAGACCGUCUACCCAAGGUGACCCCAGAACGCUUAUAAAGACCUACCCAGACGUGGAUGAGGAAGCCCCUGAGCUAGUUGAAGAGCAAGCAGCUGAGCAAGCCCAUAGCAGUGCUGAGCACCUUGCAGCUGACAAGGAUGACGGCAAUGACCAGGCUGACCCCUUAAUGGAUGGAGAGAAUCACAAAGAAGACUACCUGGCUGACUAUGGAGCACCCGGCCCGUAUGAUGACAAAAUAUUUAGACAACUGGGUUACAGUAAGGAAUACAAAGAGCCUGAACCCAGAGUAGAACCCUGCAAAUUUGAGACGGAAGAAAUAGACCGAGACAAUUCCUGGACUUCAGCUGAAUCUGACACUGAAAGUGUAACCGGUCUGAAAGGAUUGGAUGCCUGUGAUGCCAGAUUCACCAAUAAUUUGCAAGCAAAAGACCAAUUCUACUCCCAAGGAUUCCCCUGUAUCUCAUCCAAGUUGGACUAUAUAAGUCGAGAAAAAACUGAAGCCGCAGAAACCAAGCCUGAUGAGAUUUCAGAAUACCAAGGAGGAAGGAAAUCUUUUGGAUACAAUCAAACUUACAGGAGGCAGUUCCCUCCUAUUGUAUAUGAAGAUCCCUAUCAAGUUUCACUACGAUACAUGGAGAAGCACCACAUUCUGCAGAUAUUCCAGCAGAUCACUGAAAACUUAGUCUUUGAAAAGCCAGAAGACCCCCUCAGUUUUAUGCUGGGCCAGUUGGUUAAGCAUCUGACUCUUGGUGUUGGCUCAGGUCGUGAUCUCAGGGUUACGAGAUUGAGUCCCUGCAUGGGGCUCUGCACUCAGCUUGGACUCUGCUUGACACUUUAUCUCCUGCCCCUCCACCCUGCUCUCUCUACCUCUCUCUGUCUCAAAUAAAUAAGCAAAUCUUUUAAAAAUAUGUUUUAAAUGGUUCCCCUGAAAUUACAACAGGUAUCUUUGACUUAUCAAAGUCUAAAUUAUUUGUACUAGGUCAGUACAAGGACUUUUAUAUUUUAAAUUUCUGUAUAUUUUAACUUCACAAGAUAUGGAAAUUCCAAGUUGACCAAAAUUGCAAGUGGAAAAAAAAUUCUUUUUC
Messenger RNA from Canis lupus familiaris (dog), 1792 nucleotides. It is a transcript of the gene TEX55, whose product is annotated as testis expressed 55. Gene Ontology annotation, cellular component: nucleus. The record is from RefSeq and is a predicted model, not a curated record. Bases 73 to 1593 code for a protein of 506 amino acids. The transcript is spliced from 4 exons. Lineage: Eukaryota; Metazoa; Chordata; Mammalia; Carnivora; Canidae.